This is a messenger RNA of Stylophora pistillata, 1069 nucleotides long. RefSeq lists its product as uncharacterized. The record is from RefSeq and is a predicted model, not a curated record. NCBI's taxonomy places the organism in Eukaryota, Metazoa, Cnidaria, Anthozoa, Scleractinia, Pocilloporidae.
GACACGAGCGACGGAAUGCAACAGCAACGAUUGUCAAAUCGAGGAAGUGCUAGACGAAAUGCUCCAGAGGUUCGCUGGUUUUCCCAAGAUCCAAGAAAAAAUACGGGCCUUUAAGAAAAAGGAAAACGAAGACAGUUUCAAAUUGGAUAAAAUAGAUCUUACAGAAGUGAACAAAAUUCUUACAGCCACAAAAAAUUCCAUUGAAAAAUUUCGAAGUGGAGAUCAUGAGAAAUUUUCAGAGGGCGUUCUUGACAUUGUGAAAAGCCUUGCAACCCCGUUGGGCGCUAAACAGUGUGGAGCGUUUAUUGAGAUUUUGGUGACAUGCUAUGGCUUGUUAUUUUUAGAAAGACAACCUAAGGAAAGUGUGGUAGAAAAACUAGCAAAUAUUGUUCACGAUGCGUUUAUUCACUUUAACAGAAAGUUAAUGGAUCAGAAGUACAAAGGGCUUGAGCGUCGCGUAUCAGAACAGAAUUCUCAGUUGCAGAAGAUGAAAAAAGGAGAGAAAUUAGAUGAUCCUAACCUGUGGAAUGAUUACGCGCAGUUUUUGGGUGAGCUUGCUGUAAGGUUAGAGUCGCCACUUUCCUUUAAGUAUGAAAACAACCUGUCAGAAGAUCCCGAUGUGGAAGAUUACGUAACUGCCGUGGUUAAGUACUCUGAAGCUCACUCUUGCUUCAUGGCUCUUCUAUUUGCUGCCAAAGCAAAAUAUACAGAAUUAGGAAUCGCUCACGAAGACGACAUUGCCACUUUGGUACGGAAAAUGUAAUUUCAGGAACAGGAUGCUAAAGAGAAACUCUCUUUUCUGUCAGAAAACAGAUAUUUGACUUUUCUUGGAAAAAUCGAGGGCGGAAAAAUCACAAAAAUUGUUGCUUUAAGCCGAAGAAUUCGUUUAGGUCGCCUGGUAGAAACCGUUCGACAUAGCUUGGGUUUGUCGCCAAUGCCGAAAUCAUCAACAGUCGAGUCCUCUGCGAAGAAAGUGGAUCAACAGUCAGUGACUUUAAAGCCAGUAGAAGUAGAAAACUGCUCUUGGUUUUCGCUUAACCAGAUCUCUAGAUACCGCCUUUUCAUUNAC